Plectropomus leopardus (leopard coralgrouper) is the source of this 399-nucleotide messenger RNA. Lineage: Eukaryota; Metazoa; Chordata; Actinopteri; Perciformes; Serranidae. The record is from RefSeq and is a predicted model, not a curated record.
UCAGAUGUUUGUGAAAUGUCAGUGACAUAUUUGUGUUGUUGUUGUUGUUGUUGUUGUUUAGAGGUGGAGGCCAAAGCGCUGAUCAAAGAGAGACAAAAGAAAGACAACCACAACCUGAUCGAGAGGAGGAGGAGAUUCAACAUCAACGACCGCAUCAAAGAGCUCGGAGCUCUCAUCCCCAAAUCCUCCGACCCGGAGUCGCGGUGGAAUAAAGGGACCAUCCUGAAGGCGUCGGUGGAUUACAUCCGAAAACUGCAGAAGGAGCAACAGAGAGCUCGAGAGAUGGAGGAGAGACAGAAGAGGCUGGAGAGCACCAACCACUCCCUGCUGCUCCGCAUACAGGAGUUGGAGCUUCAGGCUCGUCUCAACGGCCUGUCUGCCUCCCCCUCCUCCUCCUGC